Quercus lobata is the source of this 873-nucleotide messenger RNA. RefSeq names its product protein FAR1-RELATED SEQUENCE 5-like. Bases 1 to 873 code for a protein of 290 amino acids. The record is from RefSeq and is a predicted model, not a curated record. The transcript is spliced from 3 exons. Lineage: Eukaryota; Viridiplantae; Streptophyta; Magnoliopsida; Fagales; Fagaceae.
AUGGGUGUGAACAACAAAGAACCUGAAACAAUCUCACUUUGUGAUAUGGUGGAUGACUUAGUACAUGAUGAGUCAAAAAUAAAUGAAGAUCAAAAUAAUGCAGACUUGUCAUUGGAUGAUUCAAAUCAACCUUUUUCAUGCAAUAGGCAUUCAGAACCACAUCUUGAUAUGGUAUUUGAAAACUUAAAGGCUGCUCGUGCAUAUUAUAAUGCAUAUGUAAGGCGAAAGGGUUUUAGUAUACAAGUAAAUCAUACUCGAAAGAAUAAAGAUAAAAUAAGGGUUGGAAUUGAAUAUGUUUGUUCGAAGGAAGGAUUCCGUCGUCAAUGUAACGAAGACAAUGAAAGAACAGGUUCAGAGCGUGCAGAAACAAGAGUGGGAUGCAAAGCAAUGAUAGGUUUAAAGAAAUUUGAUGAUACAUGGAUUGUAUGUAAGUUUGUGGAGGGUCAUAAUCAUGAGCUUCUUACCCCUAAGAGUACAAGUUUGCUUCGUGGACAUAGAGUGAUAACAAGUGCCCAAAAGAAUCUUAUAGAUACACUCAAUGAGUCAAGUAUAGCCCCAAGCAAGAUAAUGUCUAUGUUAAGUAAAGAAUCUGGUGGUGAUUAUAAUGUUGGAUGUUUUGUUUAUGCGAUUGAAGUUGAUGAAUAUGGGUGCAUAGGGGUUAACCACCAUCAUCAAUCUGUGAUGUUUGGCUGUGCUUUGCUUGUCAAUGAAACAGCAGAAUCUUGUACAUGGUUGUUGAAGACUUGGCUUAAUGCAAUGAGUGGAAAUCCUCCUUCUACAAUUAUAACAGACGAUGACAAGACUAUGGCUAAGGCAAUUGCAAAUGUAUUGCCAAAUGCAACUCAUAGAUUGUGUAUGUGGCAUCUUUUAUAG